AUGAAACUACCUUCUGACGCUAAAAUCAACGCCUACCUCGACGCAGUCCCUGCAGCCAACCGUAUCAACUUCGUUCAACUUCCCAACGAUCAGAUUCCACUUCCUGGAUCCAACCCCAGAAAAUUCUUCCCUUUAUAUAUUGAAUCUCAUAAACCCCACGUCAAAGCAGCUGUCGCUAAGCUUCUUCACUCAGAGUCAGCCUCCGAUGACUCACCUAGACUCUCUGGGUUCGUUUUCGACAUGUUUUGGUCUCUCGGUUUGAUGUUUCACGCGCAUGCUCUUUAUGAUGAUCAGAACAUGCACACCGCUGAGUUGAAAGACUCGGAUACCGAGUUGGAAGUACCGAGUCUCAUUAACCCAAUUCCUGCUAAGGUUUUGCCUUCUACGUACUUGGAGAAAGAUUGGUCUAUGAUAGUGUUUGAGCAAGCAAGGAGGGCCCGAAGGGUUAAGGGUAUUGUUGUAAAUUCAUUCAUGGAGCUGGAGUGA
Messenger RNA from Pistacia vera, 486 nucleotides. RefSeq names its product UDP-glycosyltransferase 71A16-like. The transcript is spliced from 2 exons. NCBI's taxonomy places the organism in Eukaryota, Viridiplantae, Streptophyta, Magnoliopsida, Sapindales, Anacardiaceae. The coding region runs from base 1 to 486 and encodes 161 amino acids. The record is from RefSeq and is a predicted model, not a curated record.